UUAAAUGUUGCUCUAAUUGAACUGGCAUUAGAAGUAUUUUCAAAACCCAUAAAUGAAAUUUAUUUGUCCAGUUUGUCCUGCAAAUCUAGUUCUCCGCCUACGCAAAACCUUGAAUCCUUAAUCCCACCCCGUUAGACUCAAUGCCACUGUGCUAAAAAAACAUCCAGGGGUUCAUCUGCGAAAAGUCAUUCUAGUAACAAAAUUACAACAACAUCUGUGCGAAAUAAAGCCUUUUAACACACAAAACACUGAAAGUAGCCUAUUAUAUUCUAUUAUCAUAAACGACAAAUCUAAAACAUCCGACCUUCUACUGAUAAGAUAUUGAUUAAUGUUGUCAUGAUAAUGUCAUCUUCCAACCAAUUUAACUCAUGCCGUAACUCAUUGGUCUAGCUGUUAUUCGUCAUGUUGAACUCUAGAGGGCGCCAAAGCUAAAAUAAAUAUCUACGUAUAAUGGAAAUGUGCAGUGUAUGGUUCCAGAGAAAACAUCACAAAAUUCUUAUGCCUUUGUGAGUGUUAAUCUCUUCGUGAGUGUUGACCUUUUUAUGGGUUAUGUUUUGUUAAACAGUAUUUUAACGUCUUACUUAUCAAAACUUUAAAGACAAGAAUUUGGCAGUCAUUUAAAAGUCAAAUAAUUUGAACUCUGAACGUUAAGUAGAUUAUUCACUAAAAAAACAUAAAAGUACACUGUAAAAAAUGUAAUUUGACUGCAUUUUACGGUAUUUUUACAGAUUUGUCACGAAUAAUGUAAAAAGAUGCUUUUACAUUUUGAAAGACGGUAAAAAAGUCUAAUAACAGAAAAGGACAACAAAUGUACAAGAGAAACAUGAAAGCAUGUAAUUUAGUCUGGUUAUUUUCUGUAUUGUACCGUUUCAACAGCACAGCCGUAUAAAAAGUUCACCUGGAACGCAAAACAUGGGUCCAUCAGGCUUUCCCACAACUCAGUGUUGACUUAAGGAAACCUCAUCCUAGCUCUUACACAGAGAGCUAUUGUCAGCCUCACAGCAGGUCUGUGUGUCGGACUCCCUGCUGCUUCUGUGUAGAGUUUCAGUAAGGGCAGCCGUGGAUACCCACUGUUUAUCUCCUUUUCAUUCAACUCUGCACAGAAAUUGAGCACCGCUUUGUCUUCUCCGUGCUCUUCCACGCACAAACUCACCUUCAGGCUGUGCUGGUCCUAUACGCACAAAGCCCCUUGUGUGAACUGUCAUGGUUUUAUCAUUUUGUGAACUGCAAAAUAUAUUUGUGAAGAUAGAGAUAAUGCUGACAAAACUUAGGUGCUUUGCUGUUAAAAUAUUAAGUGAUUAAUGUCUUUUUGAAACGAAGGCCUGUAAAACAUCUGAAGUGUGGAAAAACCAUCUAGAAUCAUAUCCUAACUCAUCUACAAUAAAAACAGUACUCUGCUGUUACAAUCUAAACAUCAAAAUUAUCGCAAUCAAAUAAAGACCAAAAUAAAACGGCCUGCUGACAAAAGCAAUUGCAGACAGCUAUUUUUAACAACAAAGACUUUCUCUGAUGUUAAAUGAACACAUGCACGGGUAAAUGUUCAGAAAUUGAAACGACAGGGUACAAACUUCGCUUAAUUAUGCUCUCCAGUGUGAGUGUGAGCGCGCGCGCGUGCGUUAAAGAGGCAGCGCGAGCUAAUGCGCUGUCCACUCUGAUCAGUACUCUUGUGUUGUGCGCGGCUUCCACCGCUCGAGUUCUUCUGAAGUUAUUCCAAACAACAAAUGAUGGGUUCACAUUUACUUAAGUUUAUAUGGAUGAAUAAAACUGGACUCAUUCUCUUUUGCACCCCAUUUCUUCUUCUCCCUUUGCCGCUCGUCGUUGGAACAAAGGUGGCCAAGUGUGCGUAUGUGGUGGCAUUGAUGGCAGUGUACUGGUGUACAGAGGUGCUGCCGCUGGCCGUCACUGCAUUACUGCCAGCUGUGCUCUUUCCUCUCUUCAGAAUCAUGGAGUCUAAAGAUGUCUGUAUGCAGUACCUGAAGGACACUAAUAUGCUGUUUCUGGGUGGUCUAAUGGUGGCCGUAGCUGUCGAGCACUGGAACCUACACAAACGGAUUGCGCUCCGAGUGUUGCUCUUCGUUGGUGUGCGGCCCGCUCUACUGAUGUUGGGUUUCAUGGGGGUGACCGCCUUCCUCUCUAUGUGGAUCAGCAACACGGCCACCACAGCCAUGAUGGUGCCAAUUGUUCAAGCCGUGCUGGAGCAGCUCAACAACAGAGCGGAACAAGAGCAGAUGUCACCUGCAGAGAGGGAAGAGAAAAAUACGGAAAUACAAAUCAAUAACCGGGUGGUUCUGAAUGGACGCAUCUCAAUGGACUCAGGCGGAGAGGAGAAUCACAGGGAGACAGAGGAAAGAAUAAAUUUGUGUAAAGGAUUGACACUCUGUGUGUGCUAUGCAGCCAGCAUUGGUGGUACAGCAACGCUCACAGGCACUGGACCAAAUCUGGUACUUAUGGGACAGAUGAGCCAACUUUUCCCUGACAACCCUGACGUUAUAAACUUUGCAUCGUGGUUCGGGUUUGCCUUCCCCAACAUGAUCAUCAUGCUGACACUGGCCUGGCUGUGGCUUCAGAUCGUCUUUCUGGGUUGCAACUUCAAAAAGACGUGGGGCUGUGGGACAGUGAAGACAGAGAAGGACAUCGCCGCAUAUAAUGUGAUUAAGGAGGAGCACCGGCGUCUCGGCCCCAUGUCAUUUGGGGAGCUGAGUGUCCUAGCCCUGUUCGUCCUGCUGGUGGUGCUUUGGUUCACAAGGGAUCCGGGCUUUGUGGAUGGAUGGGCUACGCACUUUUUCAAUGCUGAUAAAGAGUUUGUGACGGACGCCACAGUUUCUGUGUUCGUAGCUGCUUUGCUCUUUGUCUUCCCCUCGAAACCACCACAACUUUGCUCCUGGAGGAAGCAGAGUUUUGACACAGCGCCUCAAUCAGACAGCGACCCUACUCCAGCUCUGCUCACAUGGAAGGUGACGCAGAAAAAGAUGCCGUGGAGCAUUAUCCUGCUGCUGGGAGGGGGCUUUGCGCUAGCCAAGGGCUGUGAGGUCUCUGGGCUGUCGAAGUGGCUUGGAGAUCAGAUGUCGCCUCUUCAAAGUAUUCCUCCCUGGGCUAUUGCCAUUGUCCUGUGUCUGAUGAUAGCUACCUUUACUGAAUGCACCAGCAACGUUGCCACUGCAACAUUAUUUCUGCCUAUACUUGCAUCGAUGUCCCAGUCUAUAGGCAUCAACCCGCUUUAUGUUAUGAUCCCCUGCACCCUCAGUGCAUCCUUCGCCUUCAUGCUUCCAGUGGCGACCCCUCCAAAUGCCAUAGUCUUCUCAUAUGGAUACCUGAAGGUAUCUGAUAUGGUGAGUGUUAACCAAUUACUGAAACAAUUAUUGAUGCAACCCACUAUAUUACAUUCACAUGAUCUAAAUCUGUUUUAUCCACAGGCAAAAACAGGCAUCGUCAUGAAUAUCAUUGGUAUUCUUUCCAUUACCUUGGCCAUUAACAGCUGGGGCAGAGCUUUGUUCAGUUUAGACACCUUUCCUAGCUGGGCCAACACUACAGCUGUGUGAGAAACAGAGAGAGACUGAAUUCCGGCAUCAAUCGGCUGUCAAACUGCAGCAUUCCACAAUAUUCUCAGCAAGCACAUCUCACCUCAAAC
Triplophysa rosa is the source of this 3628-nucleotide messenger RNA. RefSeq names its product solute carrier family 13 member 5a (gene slc13a5a). NCBI's taxonomy places the organism in Eukaryota, Metazoa, Chordata, Actinopteri, Cypriniformes, Nemacheilidae. Bases 1722 to 3539 code for a protein of 605 amino acids. Gene Ontology annotation, cellular component: membrane. The transcript has 11 exons. Gene Ontology annotation, biological process: citrate transport; monoatomic anion transmembrane transport. Gene Ontology annotation, molecular function: citrate transmembrane transporter activity; sodium:dicarboxylate symporter activity; succinate transmembrane transporter activity. The record is from RefSeq and is a predicted model, not a curated record.